UCAAUAUCAAAAUGAGCAUCAAAUUCAUUCGCUUGCUACACUCGAGCAAGAAAGUAAGAUGAGACUUACUCUGAUAAUAUUCUCGUUGAUUAUUGUAAUCAGCUAUUCUGGGAACUCCAUCGCCCAAAAACAGGCACCGGUACAAUUAUUGCAACUAGCAACUGGAAAUGAUUCAACAAUCACAUUAAAUGAAGAAGUUGUUAAAAAUUUAUUCCUUAAUUCUAAACUUAAGGAUCGAAAAGUCGUUGUGCUCUCAAUUGUUGGUGCUUUUAGGAAAGGAAAGUCAUUCUUGAUGAAUUAUUUGCUGAGGUAUCUUUAUGCUCAUUACCCAAGCCUCACUAGCACAGAGCUAAUCAAUGAAGGAGAUGACUGGAUGGGGGAGCCUGAAGAACCUCUCACAGGAUUCGACUGGAAAUCAGGAGUAGAAAGAGUCACAAAAGGAUUAAUCUUAUGGGGUGAUGUGUUCCUUCACGAUGGACCUAGAAAUGAGAAAUAUGCAAUUUAUAUUAUGGAUACUCAAGGAUUAUUCGACACUGAGACUACAACUGCUGAGAAUUCCAAGAUCUUUUCACUCAGUACCUUGAUCUCAUCUAUUCAAAUCCUGAAUAUUUUCAAUUUACUUCAUGAAGAUCAGCUUCAAUAUCUUCAAUUCGCAACUGAAUAUGCUCGAUUUGGGUCAAGUGCCAUGGAUUCUGACAAGACACCAUUCCAAGAUCUCUUGGUUUUAAUCCGUGAUUGGAAUGGUGUUGAUGAGUACAGAUAUGGACUUAGAGGAGGAAAUGCUUAUCUUAAUAGAUUCUUGGAAAUUAAAGAUCAUCAGUCUAAAGAGCUACAAUCAGUAAGAAGGUACAUCAAGUCAUCAUUUAAGAACAUUAAUUGCGUUUUAAUGCCAUACCCAGGCAAGACUGUUGCUGUAGACAAACGUUUCGAUGGACGAUGGAUAUCAAUUGAUGAUGAUUUUGUGACAAUAAUGACUGAACUAUUUAACCAUUUAUUCAAGGAAUUAAAGCCAAAGAUGAUUAAUGGAAAGGCAAUCAAAUCUGACGAGCUUUUAGUCUUCAUCAACAGUUAUGUCGAAAGUUUCAAGAAUGACAGCAUGCCUGAGGCGGUCUCAAUCUAUGAGUCAACAAUGGAUAAACAAUUCUCAAUUUUGAUGGCAAAAAGUGUUGAUCUUUAUGUUGAAGCUGUUAGUUCUUUUGAUGGAGAGGUUUCAACUGAACAAGACAUAAACAAGCUUCAUUUAGCUGCCAAGGAUAAAGCAUUGAAAUAUUUUAAUUCUGAGAAGAAAUUUGGCUCAAAUGCUGACGGAUUCAAUCAUAGAAAAGAACUGAUAGCGAAGAUUGAUGAAAAUUUUAAGCAAUGGAAGGCUGUGACACUGUCCCAACUUCGUAAAUUACAAGAACAGAAAACACACAGGAUUGAACAGGAACAGUUGCUCGAAGAAGCUCAAGAAAAAGACGAAGAAGCAAGAAAGCAAGCAAAAGAAGCAACAGCCAAACUUGAGGCAGCACAAAGAGCUUUAUCAUCAAUCAAAAGUGAUAAUCAGCAAGCCAGAAGAGAAGUCGAGCAGUUAAAAGCUAGAAUUGCAGAAGCUCAAAACCUUUACGAACAAGCUGCUCAAAAAGAAACUCAGUCCAAAGAAUGGCUUCAAAAACUUCAGAACGACAAGGAAUUCUAUGAACAGGAAUACAAUAAAUUAAGAGAACAAUCAGCACAAAAUAUUGGAAAGGAACUAAAUAUGUUUAAAAGUGAAGAUGGAUUGGCUGGUAUAAUUAAAGCAGGCAAGGCAUUUUACGAGCAAUUCAAAGGAGUAAUAGAUUAUGUAAAGAACUGGUUCAAAGGUGAUGAAUAAAAGUUUAUAAAAUGUAGAACUUUUGAAGAAAUGAAGGAAUUCUAAUAUUUUAUUGAGACUUUUGAGUAACAACUCCACAGCAAACUUACACAGUUUACAAUAAAACAUUUGUUCUAGCUUUUACAUUGUCAAAAGCUAAGAAACUUUAACCUUGAGCCCUAAAAUCAAUAAAUGAG
This is a messenger RNA of Chironomus riparius, 2028 nucleotides long. The record is from the annotation of a GenBank genome assembly. Lineage: Eukaryota; Metazoa; Arthropoda; Insecta; Diptera; Chironomidae.